Messenger RNA from Perca fluviatilis (European perch), 1666 nucleotides. Its product is annotated as programmed cell death 1 ligand 1-like. The transcript has 4 exons. Lineage: Eukaryota; Metazoa; Chordata; Actinopteri; Perciformes; Percidae. The coding region runs from base 449 to 1342 and encodes 297 amino acids. The record is from RefSeq and is a predicted model, not a curated record.
AGUUGGUAGCUCUGAUCUGAUCCGACACUGCACUACGGAGGACUCAGCGCUGCCCUUACGGAGGGAGGGAGGUCCAUAGGGGAGGUCUGGUCUGCAUACAUACACGAGAGGGUGUGACUAUAUUACAGCUCGGGUUACAGCAGGCAAAGUGACACUCCUGUACAGUUGGUGGCGGUAUACUACAAAAGUAGUAAUCUGCCAAAAAACUAAAAGAAGAAGAAGAGGCAAAGUGACCAAAGUGACGCAUUCGCUACUCACGCUCACACAGCGCUGUUAGUCCUCCGUAGUGCAGUGUCGGAAGUUCAAGAAGACAUCAGAGCCACCAACUGCUCCCUAUAGUCCUAGCGUCGAGGAAAUACUCUAAAUAUAUAUAUUAUUAUAUUAUACUGUCAGAGAGAACCGUGUCGGGAUACAGAGACUGCAGCAGAUCGCCUCUCUCUCAGCUCUCAUGGCUCCAUUUCUGCUCCUGUUGAUCCUUCUGUCUGGAGCAGCUUCAGACCUGAUUGAGGUAACAGUGCACCCUGGAGAUGAUGUCAUCCUGCCAUGUCAGGCUGUUGGUUCCUCCAUCAGAGUUGUGGAGUGGACCAGACCUGACCUGAAGCCAGAUACCCUCCUCUAUUACAGAGAUGGACGCUUGACUCCAGAUGACCAGCAUCCAUCCUUUAAGGACAGGGUGGAGCUGGUGGACAGAGAUCUGAAGGACGGAGAUGUGUCUUUAAUUCUGAAGAAUGUGAGAAGACACGAUGCUGGAACAUACGAGUGUCGAGUUAAAUCCGGUGAUACUGACCCAAUCAGACUCAUCAGAAUCAUCCAUCUGCAGGUUAGAGACCUGACUGUGGUAACAGUGCCUGGAGAUGAUGUCAUUCUGCCAUGUCGGGCUGCUGGUUCCUCCAUCAGAGCUGCAGAGUGGACCAGAGCUGACCUGAAGAAACCAGAGUAUGUGCUCUUCUACACCGAUGGACACCUGGAUGCAGCCCACCAGCAUCCAUCCUUUAAGGACAGGGUGGAGCUGGUGGACAGAGAUCUGAAGGACGGAAACGUGUCUUUAAUUCUGAAGAGUGUGAGCAGCAUCGACAACGGGACAUAUGAGUGUAGAGUUGCACCAGGUGGUUCCAGACGUAAAAAGAGAUCAAUCCUCAACUCUGAGCCAAUCAGAAUCAUCCGUCUGCAGGUUAGAGAGCCAGCAGGUUCUAACAGCGGACGCCACGAGGAUGAAAUCUCCUCUCCUGUAGGCCGAGACCAUGGACUGGCAGCAGCUGUUCUGGUUCUUGUAGCUGCUGCAGUGGUUGGUGUCCUGAUGUAUAAAAGAUGUAAGAACAAGAGACCAGGACAACCUGAAUGAAGCAUCAGCUGAUAAGUUCAUCUGACAACUCGGAACAAAGCUUCUGUUGUUCUUUGAUAUUUGUAAGGGUUAACCCAACGGUGAGGUUGCCUCCGCUGAAGACCAUUAAUACCUCACAAUGGACACCUCGAAGGGCAUUAACUCGCUCAUACCAUGGUCAUGUUGGUUUCCUAUUCUACAACAGGACCUCCUUCACUCAUGCUGCCAAACUCACCUUGGUGAACAUGACAAUUUUACCAAUUCUCGACUUCAGUGAUGUCGUUUACAGAACUGCCUCAAACUCUCUCCUGAAAACACUGGAUGUUAUUUACCACAGUGCCAUAC